Schistosoma spindalis is the source of this 3819-nucleotide messenger RNA. Lineage: Eukaryota; Metazoa; Platyhelminthes; Trematoda; Strigeidida; Schistosomatidae. The record is from the annotation of a GenBank genome assembly.
AUGCCAGACAUUUCGGAGUACCGUCUCGGAAGCGCAUGUAGAAUAAAUAACUCAGAUCAGUUUUCAGAAAAGGCAGAUUCUCAGGUUUCCAGUCUGGAUCCAUCUGGUUCGAAUGCAUUGAAACCUGGAGAGUGUACAGUUCCUGUUCAAGAAUUGCAGCAUGUAAUCAGUGAUAGGCCGUCUUCUGACGAUGACGCUUCUAAUAACAAUAACCCAAAUAUGGAGGAGAUCACCUGCUGUUGUCAUGAAAGUAAAAAUGAAUGCGGUAUACUCAAUGAUUCAAAUUCAUCAUCUUGGUUGCGACGUCUAUUUACAUCAAGCUUAUUUAAUUUAGAUAUGACAAUUCAAUAUUUAUUUAAAUCAGAGGAUGUAAAUGUACAAAUGUAUUUGGCUGAUCGAUUAUUUGGUUUUCCAGAAUCUGAUGUAGACUUUUACUUAUUACAACUUGUUUCUCUCUAUGAAAAAUCGCCUUCAUUAGCUGAACACUUAACUAAUUAUUUUAUAUAUCGAUGUACAAAAUCUGUUUCAUUUGCAAUAAAUCUUGUUUGGUUAUUGGAUACAUUCAGUUCACAUUCAUAUAAUCCAUUGAAACGUGUCUCAUCUAUUCUACUUAAUCGUCCAUCAUCAGUACCAAUAUUCUCUUAUGUAUCUAAUCAAUUGUAUUUAAUGAAUUCCAGUGAUAAUUCUCAAUCAAUCAAUACUACUACUACUAAUAAUAAUAGUAAAUUUAUUAAAUUAAAAUCUAGUUCAUCGGCUAUUACACCUUUACAAGAAUUAGAUUAUCAUAAUAAUAAUAAUAAUAAUGAUGGUAAUGAAAAUUACAGUACAAAUAUGGUUCCUACACCUAUUACAACUACGACUAAUAAUUCAACAGAAUUGUCCAAUGAUAAUCGAUUUGUGUAUACUGCACAAACUUUAAGGGAUUUAUUGCUACCGAUUGAUGAGACUACAUGGGGUAGUUUUAUUCCACAAUCAAUAGUCAAUGGAAGCUACAACAUGGGAUCGUAUAAUAAUGUUAAUACUCACUAUACACAUAAUACUUCUUCUCCAUUAUCUAAUUGUAAAUUAUCUCCAAAUAUUCAUCAUAAUAUCGGGCAUAAACGAAGUACAUCUGAUGUAACAAGUUUAAGAAAUUAUCAUUAUUAUGUAGAUAAAUCCAGACAUCGUGUUGUUAUGGAUCAAUUAGAUCUAAUGAAUAAUACUGAAACAAAUCAAUCUAUAGUAACAAUAAUUUCUAAUCCAAAUCGUUGGUCAUCAUCAUCACAAGAUUCAGCGGUUUGUUUAUCAACUAAUGAUGUAAUCAAUGAUGAUCUUGUAAAUAAUUCACUAACAACUAUUUCUAAUAAUAUAACAAAUCAAAUAACAUUAAAUUCAAUAUGUCCUAUAAUAAAUCAUUUAUCAAAUCAAAUCAAUCCUUUAUUAAAUGAAAAUCGACAUUCAUUACAUCAAUUACAUUUGAAUAAUAAUAAUAAUAAUAAUAAUAAUAAUAAUACCAAUCUUGAUCCAAAUCUACUUAAAUCAAGUAUGAGUAUGAAUAAGAUUAUUACAAAAGAAAUUCUACCACAGUCAUGUCUUCCGAAACAUUCUCGUUCAUCAGUUAAUUUACAACAAUUAAAUUCAUCAUUAUCUAUCAUGAAUGAUGAUAAUUCUGCUCAAAUUAAAUCAUUAUCAUCUUUAAAUCAAACUGCUACUGUUGGUGGUGAGAAUAAUGAUAGGAAUGAUGUUGAUUGCAACUUAUCCUCAUACUCUACAAAUAAUAUAACUUCUGACUUAAUGCUUGGAUCCUUAGAAGGAGUACCAGUAGUUACAACGACAACACUCACUAAAACAAAGUCAAUGAAUGAAGCAAGGAACAAUCCAAAUCAUACUAUAGAAUCUUGUAGUUCCACAACAGAAUCUUCAAGUCCAUUUGACAGUGGUCUGUAUAUGACAGCUCCUAAUCGUUGUAUACAUAGUAGUUACGAUGGUGUUGGUGUUGUUGACCAUGGUGAUGACGAUGAUGAUAAUGAUAAUCAUGGUGUUAAAAUGCAAUCACCAGACAAUUCAUUCCAUUUACCACAUUGUCCACAUUAUCACACUACUUCAUCAGUUAUGUAUCGAACUUUAACAUUACGUAAUUAUCUAGUUCCUAGAAUAAUUCCUGAAUGGGAUUUUGUUGAUGGUCUUUUGAGAAUAGCUCGUCGAUUAGUACCAAUUAGUCCCAAAGAGCAAAGAACUGCUCAUUUACAGGCAGAAUUAGCAAAUAUAAAUCUUCAUUUACCUGCCCGUGUAUGGUUACCAGUAUAUAAAGCUGGUCAUAUUGUUUUACGUAUUCCACCAACUGCUGCGGUAUGUUUAAAUUCUAAGGAUAAAGUACCAUUUUUAAUCUAUGUAGAAAUAUUGUGCUGUGAUGAUCCAUCAAUUAUUUCUUUACCAAGUCGACCGAUAACAGCAGCCAGUUCAAAAAGUUCCAAUUCAUUAUCUGCUGUUUAUCCAUGGAAUCCUAAUUCACAUACAGAUUGUUUUUCAUCUAAUGAAAUGACAGAAAAUCAUGAAAUCAAUAUCAAUACACAUACAUCCGAUGAAUUAAGUCUUCGUUCCUCUUCUAUAUCAUCUAAUGUUUCUUUAAGUGAAGAAGCAAUAAAUCCUACAGAAUUUAAUCAUCAUCAUCAACAACAACAACAACAACAACAUCAACAUCCUCAUUAUCAUUUAACUAUAGAUGAAAUGGAUGAAAGAAAAGAGCUUCCAACUCAAUGUAUACAUAAUCCAUAUGAAAUUAAUGAAACUAUAAUUAAAGAUGAUACUAUCAUAGCAACUGAUUCAAUAACAGUAACUAAUACUAAUCAAUCUAAAUCACCAAUUAUUUAUAUUGGAGCUGGUGAAAUACGUAAUCGACUUAAAGAACAAUGUGAACUUCAACCGCAUAAAUCGUUUAGAUGUGAUCCAGAAGAUCCAAGUGCAGCAGUGUUAAAAGAACCAUGGCAUGUGAAAUGUGAACGUAUACGUGCUACAUCACCAUGGGGUAGUUUACCAGGAUGGAUUUUAACUAGUGCUAUUGUAAAAGUUGGUGAUGAUUUAAGACAAGAACAAUUAGCUUAUCAAUUACUUACUGUGUUAAAAAAUAUUUGGUCAAUGGAAUAUGUUCCAUUAUGGUUACGUCCAUUAAGUGUAGUUGUUAUAUCAUCUGAUAGUGGUUUUAUUGAACCUGUUCCUGAUACUGUAUCAUUUCAUCAAAUUAAACGACAUGCUCAUUUAUCAUUAUUAGAUUAUAUGCAUCGUGAACAUGGUGGUGAUAAUUCUGAAGAGUUUUUAACUGCUCAACGUAAUUUUUUACAUAGUUGUGCUGCUUAUUGUUUAGUUGGUUAUUUAUUUCAAGUUAAAGAUCGACAUAAUGGUAAUAUAUUAUUAGAUAAUCAUGGUCAUGUUAUACAUAUUGAUUAUGGUUUCAUGUUAUCUUCAUCACCGGGGAAAAAUUUAGGCUUUGAAACAAGUCCAUUUAAAUUAACAUUAGAACAAAUUGAUGUUAUGGGUGGUUUAAAUAGUGAUUUAUUUGAAUAUUUUAAAUUUCUUUUAUUACGUGGUUUAUUAGCUGCACGUAAACAUAUGGAACAGAUUUGUGUAUUAGUUGAAAUAGCUCAUGCUACCUGUCCACAAUUACCAUGUUUUGCUCGUGGUAAUAGUUCACGAACUAUUACUGAUUUACGUCAACGAUUUCAAUUAUCACGUACAGAAGAACAAUUAAAACAAUUAGUUGAUCAAAUGGUUCAUAAUUCAUUAAAUUCAGUUACAACAAAAUUAUAUGAUAGUUUUCAAUAUUAUACAAAUGGUAUACAAUAA